Molecule: messenger RNA, 774 nt
Organism: Dissoconium aciculare CBS 342.82
Lineage: Eukaryota; Fungi; Ascomycota; Dothideomycetes; Mycosphaerellales; Dissoconiaceae
Product: lipolytic enzyme
Exons: 1
Coding region: 1-774 (257 amino acids)
Source: RefSeq, a predicted model, not a curated record
AUGGACCAAUUCCUACUCUUCGGCGACAGCAUCACGCAGCAAGCAUUUACGCAAGAUCGCGGAACAGUUUUUGGUGCUGCUCUGACUGAUGCUUAUAUACGGAGACUUGACAUAGUCAAUCGCGGUUUGAGUGGCUAUAAUACAAGACAAGCGUUGCAAGUUCUUCCUCGAAUAGUGCCACCACCAGCCCAUGCGCGAGUUCGACUUAUGACCAUAUUCUUUGGUGCGAAUGAUGCACGUUUACCAAACACUCCUGGAGGUCCUCAACAGCAUAUCCCGAUAGAAGAGUUCACUCAAAAUCUCAUCGCCAUUGUACAACACCCGGUCGUGCGCGCGCACACCGAUAUUGGACUAAUACUUAUCACACCGCCACCCGUGGACGAGCGAAAAGCGCUCGCUUGCGACAAGGCCAAAGACCCUCAGUGCGGUGAUGUACAUCGCCGACGUGCCCCAACCACUGCGGCCUAUGCACAGGCUGUACGUGAUGUUGGCCGCGAGACUGGCGUGCCCGUUAUCGAUCUUUGGACAGCAAUGAUUGCACGCGCAGGCGGCACGGCAGCCGACGAAGAUGAUCUGAUUGUUGGCGAUGCUGCUGCACCUGUGAGCGUCAUUCUACAGAACCUCCUCGAUGAUGGAUUGCAUCUCAGCGCGGCAGGUUACCAGGUCCUCUAUUCCGAGCUUACUGCCUUGAUCGCAAAGCAAUGGCCAGUACUCACCCCUGCGAACAUGCGUUUUGCAUUGCCGACUUGGAAUGACAAGAGUGCAUGGACAUGA